Messenger RNA from Drosophila simulans, 763 nucleotides. RefSeq lists its product as uncharacterized. The record is from RefSeq and is a predicted model, not a curated record. Gene Ontology annotation, biological process: regulation of synaptic transmission, cholinergic; sleep; positive regulation of voltage-gated potassium channel activity. Bases 117 to 593 code for a protein of 158 amino acids. NCBI's taxonomy places the organism in Eukaryota, Metazoa, Arthropoda, Insecta, Diptera, Drosophilidae. The transcript is spliced from 3 exons.
ACGGUUACAUUUGUUGACUCAUUUGCGGUCACACUGCUCUCUAGGGCGUAUCUUUUUUUAUUUACGUUGUGUAUUUGUGUUAUUUUGAAAAGAAAACCCGCUUUAUUGAACCAAACAUGCACUCCCUGACGAAUCUCAUCGUGGCCCUGCUGCUGGCAGCUCUAAUUCACGAGGGCUCUGCAAUUUGGUGCUACCGCUGCACUUCGGCCACGCCCGGCUGUGCGGAGAAGUUCAACUGGCGGGGAAUAGGAUUCCUGGGCGAGCACUGCCCGGAACCGGACGACAUUUGCGUCAAGGUGACGGAACGACGCGGCGCCAGGGAAACAAUCACACGUGACUGCCUUAGCGCGCUGAGCUUCCGCAAAGACAUACCCGCCGACAAAUACGAAGGAUGUCGUCCUGCCGCCCACGAUGAAAAGCUAGCGAACUACGUUAACCACACGAUCAAGGAGCACGACGUGCGCCGUGACUACUACACGGACACCACGUUCUGCUUCUGCUUCCUCGAUCAUCGAUGCAAUGGGGCCAGUGGCCUGCAAACGUCUGCCGUAAUCGGUCUUCUCACCCUUAUUCCUGCUCUGCUUCUACGCUAGAAUCUCCGCUCGAGUGCAGAAUUUAAGUGCCUUACUAACUCGUUCUGCAACGACGAAUUCCGUCCAACAUUCCACACACUUUUUGUACAACCUUUUGACAUGACUACAGCUUUUAGAGUCUUGUGUUUACUCAACUAAUUAAAUACAUUUUACCAUAUUUAUAAACAGGA